This is a messenger RNA of Sesamum indicum (sesame), 1919 nucleotides long. RefSeq names its product putative polyol transporter 4. Gene Ontology annotation, biological process: transmembrane transport. Gene Ontology annotation, molecular function: transmembrane transporter activity. Gene Ontology annotation, cellular component: membrane. The record is from RefSeq and is a predicted model, not a curated record. NCBI's taxonomy places the organism in Eukaryota, Viridiplantae, Streptophyta, Magnoliopsida, Lamiales, Pedaliaceae.
AGCCAUCACCCACAAUUCCAAAAUCAACGAUAAGAGUACUUGUUCUUGUCAUGUGCAUUUCCUUCGUACCUAACCUCUCUUCACGGCCCUUUUCCUAUCCCCGUCAGCGUCAAGCCGUCAACAGAUCUACCAAGAAAAUGAGUUUAGAACAACCUCUGAAAUAUCCAGCAUAUGUUCAAUAAUCCUAACCCGCAGCGCACCGACCAAAAAUUAUUCACACAUGGAAUAUUCGUCGUCCUCCUAUGUUGUCAUCUGCUGAUGUUACAAUAUACGCAAACAAUUAGAAACAGAAGAAAGAGAUAAGAGAGGAAUAGCACAUGGGUGCCCAAGAAAAUGGGAAGGAGCGUGGGCAGAAGUACGUGAGGAUGGACUCGGAUACGGCGGCGGAGGAGGAGGAGGAGGAGGCUGUCUCUGUUUCUCAUCCAUUACAAGAAAAUGGAAAAGAAAGCAGCGGCAGCAGCAAAUAUGUGAUGGCCUGUGCCAUCUUAGCAUCUCUGAAUUCUGUGCUUCUUGGCUACGACGUGGGGGUAAUGAGCGGAGCCAUUUUAUUCAUUAAAGAGGACUUGAAGAUCAAUGAGGUCCAAGAAGAAGUUUUUGUCGGAAUCUUAAGCAUAAUAUCUCUUUUUGGAAGUUUAGCGGGAGGUAGAACUUCAGAUGCCAUUGGCCGAAAAUGGACAAUGGCCUUUGCAGCUGUUAUAUUUCAAUCAGGUGCUGGUAUUAUGGCUCUUGCCACAUCUUUCAGAGUAUUAAUGCUCGGCAGGUUUUUGGCUGGAAUUGGGAUUGGCUUCGGAGUCAUGAUUGCACCUGUAUAUAUUGCAGAGAUAGCACCUACUGUUGCAAGAGGAUCACUCACUUCCUUCCCUGAGAUUUUCAUAAAUUUAGGUAUCCUUCUUGGUUAUGUCUCGAACUAUGGCUUUUCAGGAUUACCUUCACACAUAAGUUGGAGGAUCAUGCUUGCCGUGGGAAUCCUUCCCUCUGUUUUUAUAGCCUUUGCCCUGUUUAUUAUUCCUGAAUCCCCAAGAUGGCUUGUUAUGCAAAACCGUGUCGAUGAAGCCCGGAUUGUGCUAUUAAAAACCAACGAAAAUGCUAGUGAAGUUGACGAGAGGUUGGCAGAAAUUCAAGAAGCUGCAGGAUCUGCAAACGCUGAGAAAUAUGAAGAGAAAUCAGUAUGGCAUGAGAUACUGAAUCCCACGCCAGGCGUCAGAAGGAUGCUGAUAACGGGAUGUGGGAUCCAGAUUUUCCAACAGAUAACAGGCAUUGAUGCCACUGUAUACUAUAGCCCUACGAUCUUUAAGGGUGCUGGCAUUAAGGGCAACACUCAACUCCUGGCCGCAACAGUUGGCGUUGGAUUUACAAAAACGAUCUUCAUUUUGGUGGCCAUAUUUCUCAUUGACAAAGUUGGUAGAAAACCAUUACUUUACAUUAGUACCAUUGGAAUGACUGUGUGUUUGUUUUCUUUAGGUGUAACUCUUUCCACAAUGGAAGAUAGUAAAAUCGGGAUUGUUCUGUCAAUUUUAUGUGUUUGUGCUAAUGUAGCUUUCUUCUCAGUGGGGAUUGGGCCGAUUUGUUGGGUUGUUUCGUCUGAAAUUUUCCCUCUGAGACUUCGAGCUCAAGCCUCUGCCUUUGGUGCUGUAGGAAGCAGAGUAAGUAGCGGCCUGGUUGCAAUGUCUUUCCUAUCCGUUACACAUGCAAUAACAGUUGGAGGGACAUUCUUACUGUUUGCAGCAAUUUCCGCUCUUUCUGUUGCUUUUGUUUUCAAAUAUGUUCCAGAAACAAAAGGGAAAUCGUUAGAGCAAAUUGAAAUGCUGUUCCAGAAUGACAGUCAUUGGACGGAAGGUGAAGUUGAGAUUGGAGAUAUGAAGCAUCUGAUGGAGAAGCAAUUACAUCAGAGCAGAGCUUGUUUGCCGAUGUAAAGAUGA